AUGCGCAUCGCCACGUUGACCUGCCUUCCCGGCCCUUCCCCCUUCCUCUUUCUAUUGGCCCAGCUGCUACUGCGGCUCCUCCUCCCAGGGCCGGAGUUGGUGGGAGCCGCCUCCUCCUGCCCCUCCCUCUGCACCUGCUCCAACCAGGCCAGCCGAGUCAUCUGCACCAGGCAAAACCUGGAGGAGGUGCCAGAAAGCAUAUCAAUCAACACACGAUACCUCAACCUGCAGGAGAACUCCAUCCAGGUUAUCAAGUCAGACACUUUCAAGCACUUGAGGCACCUUGAGAUCCUCCAGCUCUCCAAGAAUCAGAUCCGUCAGAUUGAAGUCGGAGCAUUCAAUGGCCUCCCCAACCUCAACACACUGGAGCUCUUCGACAACCGCCUCACACUGGUGCCAUCACAUGCCUUUGAGUACCUCAGCAAACUGCGGGAGCUGUGGCUGCGCAACAACCCCAUUGAGACUCUGCCGGGCUAUGCCUUCCACCGUGUGCCCUCGCUACGUCGCCUGGACCUUGGUGAGCUCAAGAAGUUGGAUUUCAUCUCUGACGCAGCCUUUGUUGGCCUCAUUAAUCUACGCUACCUGAACCUGGGCAUGUGUGGGCUGAAGGACAUUCCCAAACUGACGGCCCUUGUGCGUUUGGAGGAGCUGGAACUGUCAGGAAACAAACUGGAGAUCAUCCGACCCGGUUCGUUCCAGGGCCUGGUGUCCCUCCGCAAGCUGUGGCUUAUGCACUCACAGGUGUCCGUCAUUGAGCGCAACGCCUUCGAUGACCUGAAAAGCCUGGAAGAGCUCAACCUGUCACAUAACUCCCUGCACUCCUUGCCCCAUGACCUCUUCACGCCCCUUCACCAGCUGGAGAGAGUACACCUUAAUCAUAACCCAUGGAUCUGCAACUGUGAUGUGCUCUGGCUUAGUUGGUGGUUGAAAGAGACAGUGCCCAGCAACACCACCUGCUGUGCCCGCUGCCAUGCUCCUCCAUUCUUAAAGGGCAAGUACAUUGGAGAGCUUGACCAGAGCCACUUCACCUGCUAUGCGCCGGUCAUUGUGGAGCCACCUACAGACCUUAAUGUCACUGAGGGUAUGGCUGCUGAGCUCAAGUGUCGCACAAGCACCUCCACAACAUCUGUCAACUGGAUCACCCCUAAUGGCACACUAAUGACCCACGGCUCUUACCGGGUGCGGAUAUCCGUCCUGCAUGAUGGCACACUCAACUUCACGAAUGUCACCCUACGAGAUACCGGUCAGUAUACCUGUAUGGUCACCAAUGCUGCCGGCAAUACAACGGCAACUGCUGUCCUCAAUGUCACCGCUGCUGAUUCCAGUGUCAACUACACCUACUUCACAACAGUCACAGUGGAAACAGUGGAGACCCCGGGAGAAGAAGAGUCUGCAUUGGUAGCAAUCAAUGAGACAUUCAUCCGUGUUCACCCUGGCCCCACGCCCUCGGGUCACCUGUGGCCAGAAGGUGUUUCUACUACAGCCUCCUCUCUGUCAAGCUGGUCCUCCUCCUCUCCUCGAGCAACACGACCCACGUUCACUGCGCCCAUCACUGAGCCGGGCUUCUCGGGCCUGGACGAUGUGAUGAAGACCACCAAGAUCAUCAUAGGCUGCUUUGUAGCCAUUACCUUUAUGGCAGCAGUGAUGCUUGUUGUGUUCUACAAGCUGAGGAAGCAGCACCAGCUGCAUAAACACCACGGCCCUGCUCGUGCCAUCGAGAUCAUCAACGUGGAGGAUGAGCUGGGGGCCGGGGCCAGUGGUCGGGGCAGCGGUAUCUCAGGAGGCUCCACUGUGACGCAGAGCGGAAGCAGUGGAAUAGGAGGGGGCCAGAGCCUCAGGCUGCACCACCCGGAGAUAGUCAACCUGCCGAACCUGGCGCGAUCGGAGCACCUCAACCACUACUACAAAUCCCAUCACUUCAACAACAACAUGAUGAGCUUGGGCAUGGGUCCAGCCUCUGGUGUGGGCCUCAACAACAACAACAACCCCUCACCUUGCUCUCAGUCUCAGAACACGUCCAUAUCCUGUUCCCAGGUUCCAACCAGUGGAGGACCGCCAUCAUGUGGCACCCUGCCGUCCCCUGUGCCCCUGCCCCAGUUGGGUCUCCACAGUUCUCUGAAAGGCCUUAUGGGGAAAAGCCAGAAAGAGCCCCUGCUUUUUAAGAGCAGCUCCAAGGAAAAUGUGCAAGAGACUCAAAUUUGAGUAAAAGUGAGAGUGAAAGUAAGAGGUAAGAAAGAAGAGAUGCUGGUAGAGACAGUGAGACAGAAAGAGCCUGUGAGACCGGGUAUAUUAAACUGAUUGUAGCCUACUGUCCUCAUGGACAGAUUCCAGAGAAGAUUAUAUUUCACAUAGACACUGCUUAGCGUUGUCAGUCUGUUGACAGAGAGAAGCAGAUACGAAGACUGAAGGAGAAAGAGUUUGAUAUCUGAUCAGCACUAGUCCCACCAAUAGCAUCCGUACAUCAUUUUUAA
Messenger RNA from Anoplopoma fimbria (sablefish), 2471 nucleotides. RefSeq names its product leucine rich repeat containing 4Ba (gene lrrc4ba). Gene Ontology annotation, molecular function: protein binding. Bases 1 to 2202 code for a protein of 733 amino acids. Gene Ontology annotation, cellular component: plasma membrane. The transcript has 2 exons. The record is from RefSeq and is a predicted model, not a curated record. Lineage: Eukaryota; Metazoa; Chordata; Actinopteri; Perciformes; Anoplopomatidae.